AUGGGAUUUUAUUAUGCUGUGAGCAUCAAUGCGUAUGGUGGCCUAAUGAACCACACCAAAGAUAAUUUGUACAAAGCCCGAAUCUUACAUAAACCACAAGGUGAAGGUGAUAUGGCUGUGGACCUUAUUGUGAAAGCACACACGCGGUCUCCAAGAAAUUUCAUGGUGAUCCCAAAACCAGGCCAAGAUAGUGAGCUGCACAGGUCAGUAGUUGACUGUACACAGGGUUUAGAUGGAGGAAAGCCUAUCAUUGGAGGGAGAAGGAUGGGAGAUACUACUCCUGUGAUGGAAGAUCUCUCCAGUCUUGUCUCUCUGUUUCAAGGCUCUGAGAGGAAGGGAUUCGUCUUCUGGGACGUGGUGAAAUGCCCAAUCACUACUUAUGCCAAUAUUGAAACCGUUGGAAAUGAUAUCAGAGCAGCUCUUCAACGACUCGGCCAUCAUGGUUGUGUGGAAAUCCUGGCGUUUGGUGGUGACAAACUGAACCAGAACCGCCUCAAAGAUAAGUUGUACGAAGCCGGAAUCAUAUGCACACCACUAGAGUAUUGUGAAGCGGCUAUGGACCUUUACGCAGAGUCUUUAUUUCCAGGGCCUUUGAUGGUCAUCCCAAGACCAGACCUAGAUAGUGAUCUGCACAGGUUUCUUACGAGGAUGAAACAGAUACAUCACGAUGUUCUCUCAGUAAAGCCGCCGCCUGAUGAUGAGGACAGCCCACAAGAUGAUCUGUUUCUUCAAUAUGCACAGUUAAUAAUUGGUUGUACAGAUGGUUUGUAUGGAGGAAAGCCUAUCAUUAGAGGGAGAACAAGGAUGGAAGAAGAUACCCAUGUGAUCCAAGAUUUCUCCAAGCCUAUCACAUUCGUGAAAGGGGAAACGGCAGGAGUGUUCUGGAACCUGGAGGAUUUCCCAUUCCCUGAUGGUUGGAGUCCUGAUGCGAUCUACGAGAAAAUCGAAUCAGCGUUUCGUGAUGAUGGUUAUGAGCUGAGUAACAUGUUAGUCUGGGCUUAUGUUGAUGACAAGGAAGGGUCUUGGGGUGGGGAUUUCUGA
This is a messenger RNA of Microthlaspi erraticum, 1041 nucleotides long. The record is from the annotation of a GenBank genome assembly. Lineage: Eukaryota; Viridiplantae; Streptophyta; Magnoliopsida; Brassicales; Brassicaceae.